This is a messenger RNA of Dama dama (fallow deer), 4520 nucleotides long. It is a transcript of the gene AQP11, whose product is annotated as aquaporin 11. Gene Ontology annotation, biological process: transmembrane transport. The transcript is spliced from 3 exons. The coding region runs from base 329 to 1144 and encodes 271 amino acids. Gene Ontology annotation, molecular function: channel activity. The record is from RefSeq and is a predicted model, not a curated record. Gene Ontology annotation, cellular component: membrane; cytoplasm. Lineage: Eukaryota; Metazoa; Chordata; Mammalia; Artiodactyla; Cervidae.
CGCCCGCUUCCAGUCCCUGAGGGAAACAGCGAGGGCGUGAGUGUGUCUUCUGCUGGCUGUUGGCCCCCUCAGACGGUGCCCUGGCAGAGCUCUCCUCGCGGCCCGUCGCCUCCCCUCCUUCCCGGCUCUGGCAACAAAACUCUAGCGCAGAGCCGGGGAAAUGGGCAGGAGUCCUUCCGCGUGGCACCCCCAGGGCCUCCCGCUGGUCUGGAGUCGGCCCGCCCCGAGGGGCGUGAGGAGGGGGCGGGGCUGAGGACUUAGGACUGGGGCCCAGAGACCGCCUCCUGCCGAGUCCGAGCAGGCAGCCCCGUCUGGUGCUGAGAGAGCCAUGACCGCGCUACGGGGGCUCUGGCCCGAGAUGCAGGAUACCUGCACCUCGCUGGGGCUGAUGCUAUCGAUCGUGCUGUUCAUGGGUCUAGCCCGCGUGGUCAGCCGGCAGCAGCUGAACGGGCCCAUGGCCCACGCCUUCGUCUUGGAGUUUCUGGCCACCUUCCAGCUCUGCUUCUGCACUCAUGAGUUACAACUGCUGAGUGAGCAGGAACCCCUUCACCCCACCUGGCCGCUGACGCUAAUCUACUUCUUCUCAUUGGUGCAUGGCCUGACUCUGGUGGGCACCUCCAGCAACCCGUGCGGCGUGAUGAUGCAGAUGAUGCUGGGGGGAAUGUCCGCUGAGACCGGUGCGAUUAGACUGUUAGCUCAGCUGAUUGGUGCCCUGUGCAGCAGGUACUGCAUGGGCGCCCUGUGGAGCCUGGGGCUGACCAAGUAUCACGUCAGCGAGAGGAGCUUCGUUUGCAGGAAUCCCAUUCAAGUGGACUUGCCCAAAGCGGUCAUCAUAGAGGCUGUCUGCUCUUUUAUUUUCCACAGCGCUUUGCUUCACUUCCAGGAGGUCCGAACCAAGCUUCGUAUCCACCUGCUGUCAGCACUCAUCACCUUUUUGGUCUAUGCAGGAGGAAGUCUAACAGGAGCUAUAUUUAAUCCAACUUUGGCACUUUCACUGCAUUUCAAGUGUUUUGAUGAAGCAUUCCUUCAGUUUUUUAUAGUAUAUUGGCUCUCUCCUUCUUUAGGUAUAUUGCUGAUGAUUUUGAUGUUCAAUUUUUUCCUUCCAUGGCUAUAUGACAACCACACAACUAAUAAAAAGGAGUAACUAUUCUAAAAGACUCAGAUAAUUACAGGACAGUCAAGCUGGAUGUGAUAAAGAUUUUAUCACCUAAUAUUCAACACUGGUUGCACUGGAUUCGUCAAUAUUAUCUUCCUUUGAAGAAGCUGCCUUAGAGUUUUCAUCACUGGAACUUAAAAAAAAAUUACUGUGAAAAUGAAGUAUCCUGUGUUUCUCAGUUAAGGCUUGUUCUUUCAAGUGUGUAUUAAAUGCUGCUAGAAAAGACUACAUUAAGUAUAAAUCUCAAGUGAUAAUUGUUAAUUUUGAUGAAAAAGAAACUUGAUGGUGGGACCAAGAAAGAGUAAGUGUAUCAGGUGUCCUCUGAACGAGCAAGAUUUUUAAGCAAAGUACAACCGGUCAUGCUUACAGAACUGGAGAGGGAUACUUUUCAGCCACUACCUCGAACAAUGAUACCAUCAGCAGUGUCAUCUUUCAAUAGGAAAGUUGCUAUCAGAAGUAGAUAUCUACUGAUACUCAAGGGGUUUCCUGAAUUUUAAAUAUAUUCUAAUCUAAAAUAUUUUCUCUAAAUAGGCAAUUUCAGAAGCUUUAGGCAAGCUGUCAUUCUUUAACAGACUUUACUAAAGCACUCAUACAAAGUUUAAGCUCUUCACGUUCUCAUUUGAUUGUAACAGCUACUUUAUGAAGUACGUAGGGCAUGUAUUCUUAAUAUCCGUUUUACAGAUAAGGAAACUAAGUCUGGAAGGGAGUUUACUGCUCUGCCCAAGGUGAAACACAGUCAAAUACCAUCUUUAGACUUCUACUUCAAUACAAAAAUAUCUUCUCAGUUAUCAUUAAGACUGAAGGAACACUGAAGAUUUUGAAGAAACAUUAAAUAUUUUAUAAUGUUACAGUCUGUUUUUUCAGGCUUAAAGAACCUUCAAGUUUUCCUCUAUUAGAAGCUUUCUUUUAUUAAAGUUCAGGCCAUUAAAGGCUAAGUAUGUUUUUCUUCAAAGGAAUUCCAUCAUCAGGGUUAGAAAUGAAAACAAAAAGAAAGAAAAAGUGGGGGGGUGGGGGGAUGAAAUAAGAUCUGUUUGAGUAAUAAUCAAUUAAGCAACUGAUAAACUUCCAGGUGAUUUAAGUGCUGCUUGAUGAUCGGCCUGUGAUAGUCACUCUCCAUAAACCUGCAGACUGAACUCAACAGCUGCAGACUACCCAACAAGGCAGCCAGUUUGAGGAUCAUGGACUUUGACUCUUGAACUUAACAAACACAGACAUAGUAGUUUCUAUUUAAAAAGCAGAGUUCAUAAAAUUGCAACAAUGGCUAAAUGGAAUUUCUGACGUGUUUCAUUUGAUCUGCACAGUAUUUCAAACAAGCUAGCAUUUGUAAUAUUUUUUUAAAACACAAAAAUCCACAGUUCUAGCUUCUCUUGAAAAAAAUAAAAAAGAUGAGUGAACAUUAGGCCUGAAUUCUGCUAUUACAACCACACAAUAUAACUGGUCCCGGGACUUCCCUGGUGGUCCAGUGGCUAAGACUCUGACCUCCCAAUGCAGGGGGCCUAGGUUUGAUCCCUGGUCAGGGAACUAGAUCCCACAUGCCUCAACUAAAGAUCUCGCAUGCCAUAACUAAGACCCAGUGCAGCCAAAUAAAUAAGACUGGUCCCUUUAAAAUAAUCCUUUUGCCACUCCCUAUGUCUUCCAAACAUGAAGCUGAAUUUCACUUGUUUCAUGGCUUUUUCCAUAAUUUUUAAAAAUUCAUAUCUCUUUAUCAUGAGACUGUGGUUUAAGAAAACUGAGUAUUAACUUGUGAAAAUACCCAGCUCUCUAAACUUCACUUCUCAGAAUUAGAGGUUAUAACUUCUGAUGACAUGAUUUGCCCCUGCAGCCCUCUCAAAUGGCAGCUUAGCUCUGUUCUCUGCUGCCUCUAUUAAUAACGUCAUCAGACCAUGCCAUCUUCUACCUGGGUACUCCUUACUGCAAUUCUAUCCACUGUAUCUAUUCUAUCUACUGUACAACCCCCUCAAUUCCUUCUUGAUCUUUUAGGAAUAGAGUUCCUUUCUCACUCAUUCUCUACACUACUCCAGUUACAUUUUCUGGUGAUUUCAAUACUUACAAAGAUGAUCCUUCCAGUAUCUUGGCCUCCCACUUCAUUGGCUGAACUUGAAAGGCUCUCCAGUAAUUUUUCCUUUCUCUUCUGCCUCAGCUACAAAUUUGGUCAUAACCUUGAGCUUGUCAUUACCAAUAACUCAGACUCUUCUCUGACCUCAAACACCUCUUUCCCCAACCACUAACCCCUCUCCAGCUCACUUCAUCCUACUUUCUUUAUCUCCAAUGAUACUUUGAACCCCCAUGGGGAACUUGGGUCCAUUGAUACUACCACCUUUUCACAUCUCUCUCCCCUAUCAAUUACUUUCUUCUGAAGCAGCUUAAAUUACACUCUUGCAUAGAAUCUUAAUUCCCUUGUUCCUCUAAAUCCUCAUACUCACAUGGCUUAAUCACAAUAUAAUUAAUUCCAACUGUCUACUUAUUCCAUGCCUGCCUCCAUACAUGAAAUAUAAGAAAAACUGGAUAGCAGUAGGACAGUUCUUUCAAAGAUUUUUGCUAUAAACAAAGAAAAUGUGGGUGGUAUCUAAAGGGGGAAAUUGGAUCAAGAAAGAAUUUCUUUUUUUAAGGUGGGAAAGAUAUUGGCAUGUUUACAUGCUGAGAGGAAUGAUGCAGUAGAGAAAGUGAUGAUGUCAGAAAGGGAGGGGAGAUUUCCCAGGUUCAGUUUUUAAUAGGUAAGAAAAGAUAAAAGCAAGUGUGCAACUGAAGGGGCAGGCCUUAGCUAGAAGCACACACAGAUGGUUCAUAGUAACAAGACAGAAGGGAAGAAUAUAUGGGCAGAAGAAGAGUUAGGUAAGCAGAUGUGAUGAUGUGAGUCUGAAGAAGUUCAAUUUUCCUCUUCCCAUUUUUUUCUUGAAGCAUUCUAGUCAGGCCUUCAACUCCACCAUCCCACUGAAAUUCUUGCCAAGGCUAUCAAUGACUUUAACGUUGUUAAGUCAGCGUCUCAGCCCUCUCACACAUCAGCAGCAUUUGCUAGUUGAUUGCUUUCUCCUUGUGAAUCACUCCAGGUCCCCAAAUCAUUGCCUUCUCAGUUUAUUCUUCCUCCUUUGCUCCAAAUGACAGCUUCCCAGGGCUCAGUCCUCUGAGAUCUUUUCUACUUCUACUUGCUCCCUUGGUAAUUUUACCCAAUCUUGUGGUUUUAUAGCAACUGUAUCAUAACUGCCAAAUUUCUAUGUCCAGCUUAUACAACUGUCCUGAACUCCAGACUCAUAUCCAUCUGUAUGUGCAACAUUUAUACUUUGUUGUCUAAUAUAUAACUCAAUACAUGCAGCUCUAAUUAAUUCAAAUUGCAGAGUAUAUCCAUUCUAUUGGUGGCAUUUGUAGU